UUUCUCCACCUACUGUAGAGACACUGGAGAUGGUCUCCAGACAUGUCCAGGAAUCCAAGGGGAAACUGUCCUGUAUCACAGAGCAAGUACCUCUACAGUUUGUGUAUGGACCACAGCAGAGUCGCUUGAAGUUCAUUGAGGAGUUUGAGAGAAUGAACAUCCCUGGUUACUACCUGCUAAAAGAGGGGGACUUCUACUACUUGGUCGUUGACAAAGCCACUCUAUUUUUGGAGGUCCAUGCCAAUGCCAUUAAGUCUGCGCUGGACAAGAUUAGCAGAGACAAUUCACCUACCAGAGGAGAAGAAAAAAAGAUAAGUGAUAAUGUCUUCAUGGCUCGUUCAGGCACCUCAGAACCUGACUUAUCAAAGGAGGCUCAGUCAUCAGAUCUUGAUGCUACCCUGGUACCAGGUGGUGUGGACAGUGCCACCACUUCAUUGUCAUCAAAGUUGAGAACAGACAACGGCCCAGUGACCUUCAAUCCUGUCAUCUCCUUGAAGGAACCAACCCCUGACAGGACUGCUUCUGCUGACCCCCCUCACUCAACCUCAGAUAAUACCAGUGGAAGCUCUGUACAGGUUCUGGAUGACAAGAAUGACUCUGCAAAAGAUCUUUCUUCUAAUCUGAUGCAAUCUGUGGUGGAGCAGAAGGAUCAAGUGACAAGCCAAGCCCAAGAAGCAGUCACAUCAGGUAGCAGUUUUAGUGACACUGUCACAGCAGCAGUAGAAAGUGCCUUCAGACCUCGCAGUCAGUCAAGUAAAGAUGAUGUCAGACGAAAACCACAAAAAGAGUCCCUGAGUAUGACUGAGAGCUGCGGUAAAGAUAAUACAGCAUUGAGAAUCAAAAAGUCUGCUAGCUCUCCUAGCAUGCAUGAUGGCAGUGAGGAUAUUCUGAUGAAAGAGGUGGAUUUGUCAUCUCAAGAUGUGAGAAAGCAAGGCCGACCCAGGUCCAGUCUUCCUCAAACCCCAGUUAAUGGUACUAGCAUGAAUAGGUCUAGAAACUCUUCUGGUACUCCCAAAAGUAUUAUUUCAGGCAUUGGGACACCUAAUCGCUCACGCCAUUCCUCUGGGACUUCAAGAUCAAGGCAUUCUUCUGGUAAAAUAUCCCGGAAAAUGUCUGGUAUAUUUGAUAGCAGCAGUCAUGGGAGCUGCACAGAAGAAGGCUACGAUGGAGACACAAGCAGCAGUGAAAGUGCAUUUCACGUACUUUUUGGCUAUGAAGGUGACUCCAGUGAUUCAGAUGCUGAGGGGGGUAUGUUGUCAAUGCAUGACACUGGUCCACAGCAGCCUAGACUGCCAGACUUCUGGCUACUCAUGAAGGUCAACAGGGACAAAGUGGAUAUCUUCUUCCACACCAGCUACACAGGUGAGGAAGAAACAGAAGACUUGGUGCGUAUGAAGAUAUUAUACAAUAAUGUCAUCAGUAACAUCAGAGAGACAGGAAGGAUUGUCAAUCAGCGACUUCUGCUGCAAGACCUCCAUGACACCCGGAUGUGCAAUAGUCUGCUGGUGCCAGAGGCAGAUGAGGAUAUCUCCUGGAAGAGGGAUCUGGAAGCCAUGCAUGCCUCUAGAAGGAGUGAUGAAUCAGAUGAAGAAGAAGAUCUUGGCCCUAAGGAAGGUUAUCUAGCUGCUGCUCUUGACUUCGAGCCAGGGCACUUUGCCUGUGACUGUGUGUGGAAACAUCAGUUUACACUGCACCCAAGGCUAAAAACAGGACUGGGGAGAACUGGGCUGUCUAGAGGUAUCCAAGCCCUGAGAUCAGUGCUGAAUGCUUUCUCUGUGAACAACAGGAAAAACAUGUUUGUGCUCAGAGAAAAUAAUGGAAAUGUGUUUUACUUGAGGGUUAGUGACUGUAUCCCUGUAACACAGUCUGUGCAAUUAGGGGAUGCAGGGGGGCCUGAAGACCAGGUAGAUGGAUCAAAACUGUCAGAAGCUGCCAUGACUAGAGAUGAUUCUUCAGCUUCAGGGUUUCCAUUUAGCAAGGAUUUAAGGAUGCGGAGGUUAUCCUCCACAGACAGAGAUCCAGAGAUGCUGUCCCUGUCCUCAUCAACCAGCAGCAGGAUCUUCUCCAGGAAGAACGAGGAAUGCAUCGAAUUAUCUGUCCAUGGCAUAACAGACGCAGGCCCUGAAAUCAAAGAAGAUCUGAUAGAUGUAUUGAAGAGGAAGAUGGAUGAUGCUGUGUUGGAUGUGAUAUCUGUGAUGUUGGCAAGAAAUGCCAUGUGUAAGCUGACUGUAGAUGAUGUUCAGUUUAUACAGCGGCCCUUUACAGCUCCUAAAGAGGUGCUACGUCUGGUUCCCCCAGCUGCUGCUAUGCAUUACCUCUUUGCUUUCAUGCACUAUCUUCGCCAGAACAUGAGGCAGUUUCUGUUUGUGCCAAAUUACAUUGAUAAUAAAGAGGAGCAUCACUUCCUGGAUUACUCUGAGGAAAUUCCAUCAUCUGGAGAUGUAUUUCUGUAUAAUCGACCUCAUGCCACAGGUAGAAAAGGCAUUGCAUGUGUCCAUUUGAGACUGGUGGAAGGAAGUGGAAGUGCAGUUCAGCCAUUAGGAGGUUCAAAGCCCUCUCCAAAUGCUUACCAAGAAGGUUUGGAUCCUGCUGACUUUGAUACCAUCUCUACUGCUGUCAGACACGAAACCAGUAACAAGAAGAAGCCAGGUCCCCUGUCCUUGAUUCAGCUGAGUAUCUGGGAGAGGGGAGAUGUAGACAUGAAUUUCCUCAAGGAGAAGCUAACCCAUGCUAUUCGCUGUGCCCUGUGUGACAUAGUGAUGGAGUACCGUCUGCUGACUGCCCCUCUCUGUGAGAUACCAUAUAGAUACAAGGAUGCACUGGAGGGGCUGUUCCAGUCAGUGCCCUCCUCUCCAGUAGUCUCAGAAAAAGCCAACAGCCUUCCCCAUGCACCACUGAGGAAAAUGCAUUCAGAGUCUCCAAGAAAAGGAAUUCCUGUGACUUCUCCGGGGACCCUGUCAAAUACACCAUCAUUUUUGGACUUAUUCUCCAAAGGAAGAUUAUCAUUUAUGUCUCCUAGCAGGAGUGGUGAUGCUGGCAAACUAGACCAGCAGACAAACAGCCAGGAGAAGCUGGAAACAGAUGCACAACACAAACAUGAGCUAGAACUGAAGCAAAAGAUCUGGAAGUAUGAGAUUGGUGAGAGAGGGAUCCUGUUGCCUCUGUAUCCCACCACAAUGCUGUCCUGGCUGGAGUUUGCUGCUAAACUUGGAGUUCCCUCCAUUCAGAAGUUUUCUGGUGUCCUUUUGUUGCGUGUGUCUGUGGAAUUUGUGCUGAAGGAGUUUCAGGCCAUGGUGUCCAGCCUGUCACCAGAUAUCACAGUGCGAGUGUUCAAACACAUAUCAAAACUUCAGACAGAGGAGGAUAUGGGGUAUCAUCCAUAUAACCCCUCCAGAGUAACUUCUAUGAGUACAGAGAGUUCAAAAGAGUCCUCACUUGAUAUGGCUCAAUUUGCCUGUGUGGGAACCCCAGGUAAACCAAAUCAUUACAUUGUGAUUGGUAGAAAUUUUGACCAAUGGAAACAUUGUAUUGAGCGAUAUGAGGAAGAAGACUCAAAUGACCAGCAGUCUGCAACUCUCAGUGGGAAAGUGAAGAAGAACUAUCAGAAGUUCUGUUCCCUGGAUAGUGAGGCAGCUCCAGAAAAAACCAGUGAUCUGGGAAAUAGCAGUGGACUCGCCACUGCUGCAGCACCAUCUGGUGUAGAGGAAAAGGUUUUUGUACCCAGGCAGAGGUUUCUCAUAUUGAGUGUGAAAGAUAUAUCAAUGGAGCUAUACACAUACAACUCGGCAGCAGAUGUGGUCAGUACCCUUGACCGACAGUUUACACGACUAAUUCAGUGGCACAAUGCUAGGACACACCUGUUAUCCAGUAUUCUCAGCCAGAAGGCUGGCUUGUUCCAACAUUACCCAUUUACAGAAUUAGCUGCAGUCAGGGGAAAGGAUGCCAAUCCAUACAUCCAGUCAGCAGAUGUGGACCUUCUAUUCAAACAUCAGAACCCUCCUUCCAAGCCAGACUUGCAGCGGCAGCGCUCUCAAUCUGUCUCCAUGCAUCUUCGCCCUGAGGUUCAUCCAGCCCUGCCAGCAGUGGAUGAACUGUUCCGUGACACAUUUCCCCCUCAUCCUCUACACAGGUCUCCGUUUGGCAGUUUUAGGGAUCCUGUGAUGAGACAUGGGUACCAGCUACGGGAGGUCAGGGAGAUCACAAGAAGGGAAUCAGAAAAGAAGGUCAGGCUGGAGACUAUAUAUGCCCAGUGGCAACAGAGGCAGUCAAAUGCUGCCAUUGCU
Molecule: messenger RNA, 4283 nt
Organism: Lingula anatina
Lineage: Eukaryota; Metazoa; Brachiopoda; Lingulata; Lingulida; Lingulidae
Product: KICSTOR complex protein SZT2
Cellular component (GO): peroxisome
Source: RefSeq, a predicted model, not a curated record